This is a messenger RNA of Dicentrarchus labrax (European seabass), 3561 nucleotides long. RefSeq names its product vascular endothelial zinc finger 1. Bases 85 to 1440 code for a protein of 451 amino acids. Gene Ontology annotation, cellular component: nucleus. The transcript has 5 exons. The record is from RefSeq and is a predicted model, not a curated record. NCBI's taxonomy places the organism in Eukaryota, Metazoa, Chordata, Actinopteri, Moronidae.
UACCGGAAGUUGUUUCAGCUGCCAUGUUUGGUUGCUUUGUUGUAGGCUUCCACUUCGUUUCCUACAGAAUUAGUAAGUGUGGAAAUGGAGCCGAGCUGGAGUACGUUUCUUUUUCAACAGGCCAAUGAAGCCCUCCACCACCAGCACCAGGUGGCCCAGAACAGCCUGCUGCCACUUCUUAAUGCAGGAGCCGAGCAAAUUGACCAGAAGCCGAUCCUGCCGAUCCAAAUAGACCAGAAGCCCCCUACCAGUGCUGCUGAUCUCCUCAAAGACAAUGUGGCCAGCGGAGGAGGUGCACGGCCACUAGUGCCUGUGAUAAAGAAGGAACACAAAGGCAAAACGCCUUUCGUCUGCGGCUACUGCAACAAGGCCUUUCGCGACAGCUACCACCUGCGACGCCAUGAGUCCAGCCACACCGGUAUCAAGAUGGUGUCGCGGCCAAAGAAGACGGCCCAGACCGCCCCCACCAUGGUACCCAUGAUCUCCACCAUGCCACGAGAGAACAACGGCAAUCCCUCCUACAUCUCCACGGUAGCGGGCAUCCUCUCCACAGCAACCACCUCUGUUUCCUCAAGUAUCAUGACAUCAUCUGCGAUGGGCAAUGUGCCACAGCAAAACGUCCCCAAGAAACCCGCCAAACCUGUCAAGAAAAACCACGGUUGUGAGAUGUGUGGCAAGGCCUUUCGUGACGUGUACCACCUGAAUCGCCACAAGCUGUCCCAUUCAGACGAGAAGCCUUUUGAGUGCCCCAUCUGCCAGCAACGCUUUAAAAGGAAGGACAGGAUGACCUACCAUGUUCGCUCUCAUGAUGGGGGAGUCCACAAGCCCUAUGUAUGUUCUGUGUGUGGGAAAGGUUUUUCCAGGCCAGACCAUUUGAGCUGCCAUGUGAAGCAUGUGCAUUCCUCAGAAAGACCGUUUAAAUGUCAAGUAACGGCCUGUACCUCUGCUUUUGCCACCAAAGACAGACUACGUUCCCACAUGAUCAGGCACGAAGGCAAGGUCACCUGUAGCAUCUGUGGGAAGAUGCUCAGUGCAGCCUACAUCACCAGCCAUUUGAAGACUCACGGACAGACCAACUUUAACUCAUGUAACAAAGACGGUAACGACGUCUGCAACUCUGCCUCAGCUACACCUGUGACCAUUUCUGCCCCCAUCACCACGGCGAUGAACCGGAUUCACAACAACCACCCUGUCACCAUAGCCGCACAAAUGAACAUUAGCACCAACACAGUCAGCCUCCAGCACCCAGUCACCAUCACCGGGCCCGUCAACAUUGCCUCCGUCAACAUCCCCUCCUCGGCAUCCAUGAAUAUAGCCCACCCAGUCGCAAUAACGACCCAGAUGUCUAUGAAUAUGGGUGGUCCACUCAACAUCGCCAUGAGGCCAGUGGAUAGCAUGUCUUUUCUGUCCCAAGUCUUGCCUUCUUCCCCACCCUGGUAAAAAAGGAGAGAGAGCACUGAACUGGCCAGAAAGAAAGGGAAAAUGAAGUGAAACAAGAGACUCCUGUCAUCAUAAUUUGCACCUCGAGCCGAGCUCUUUCUCCCCCUGAACUAUGUUUACUUCAUCAAACCCCGAGGUGAACACUUACAUGAGCUGUGCUGCCAGGUAGGAGCUCCCCAAGUCACAGCUGCGUCCCAUCUAAUGUUAAGUGACGGACAUGAGAUGCAGGAGGCUUGAGUAGAAAUCGAGUAGGAUUUAUCCUUAAAUCAGGACAACCGUAAGACUUAGUGUAGUCAGUUAGAGUGAUAAAACUGUGAUUUGUAUCAUGACAAAUGAGAGGAGAGAUUUCCUCGAGCACCCUUGAGGACUCCACGGGAAAACACACCUGUGCUUUUGUAAUAGGGAGAUGAGAAAUGGACUGAAGCAAUAACUAUAAAUUGCUGUUUUUGAUGUUUUACAAGUUCUCUCCCAAAGCCUCUUGGUGUUACUUUGUAUGUUGUUUUUUAACUAUAGCCUGCUAAUCACUAUCUAUUUAAUGUUAUAGGAAAUGAGUAGUAAAAGGGACAGCAGCUUCCACUUGCAUGGAAGAAUAUUUUUUCACAGUGCUAUAGCUUUUGUUUUUCUUCUCAGAUAGUAGGUAUGCUCUUGAGGUACAGUGACUAACUUGUACAGUUGGCAUAGUAAUGUAUUUUCAUGUCGGCAUUUUAAUUUUUUGCUUUUGUCGCUCAAGUGGAUGUCUCGACGCGGUCCUCUUGACAAUGAAAUAUUUGUACUUUGUUUUCUAUUUGUAUGGAAACACAAGUGUUUGUUUUUAUUUGUCUAUUUGUAGUGUUCAUUUUUCCAUGAAGUCAGAAUGGAAUGAGUCUUGCACUGAAAGCAUAUCCUACAUGCAGGUGAACAGCAGUAUUAUCAAAGAUCAAAUUGGAGUCUUAAGUGUUUUGGUUAGCCAACCUGCACUUGAGGGCCAUCUAGUGGCUGACCAUGGAAAGGCCUGGCCUUGUAGUGAAGCUUUUUCAGGCUGUUGCAGUCAUCAUGAUGGUGACUAAUUAGCAAUGUCUGACUCUUCUGUACACUGUUUUUUUAAAAACCAUUUAUCUGUCAUAGCCCCAAGAUAUUACUAAGAACCCCUCACUCAGGAAACACACAUAAAAUCCCAUCACUUACAAACUUGGUUCCUUUUUAAAUUGAGUAUAUCUACCAUGUAUCUUGAUCUUUGACUUCUUCACGUUCACGUUCGAUUUUCAAAAUAAUUUGGCACUGAGGUGUUAAAAGACUUGACCAGACUUCCAUCAGGGUCAAGAAGUCCAACAUUUAUUGAUUUUAAACGUAGCCGUCCAUUUAAAUAAUUAUUUACUGUGCAAUGGCAUACAUGCUGUAUCUAUUUUUUAUUUUUUUUGCAGUUCCUUUGAAGUCGAGUUCAGCUCAGGCUGCGUAGCUAUGUGGCUGAGAUCUGGAUGAGUUUGCUAAAAAUGCAAGUUUGUGUCCAUUAAAAUAAUGGGACGAGAUUGAUGUUGCAUGACCCCAAACACUGUAGCUGUUGAACAUUAACUAUUUUUAAUGAAUGCCAUGUGAUCUCAACAGUGUUGCAGCUCUUUGAGUUGAUUCAGUUUAUACUGAAAAAUGCAAUAUGCAUGUUUGUCAUUUUUCCCAAGUUUUGUUUUAAACGGAAUAUUAGUGUAGCUUUUACUUUUGUUCUUAUGCAUUUACGUAGAUACACUAUGAUAGCCUGUUUGCCAAAUUUGAUACAAUAAUAAUGUGUUAAACUGAACAUUUCUUGGUGAAUUGAACAUCUCUUUAUUUUUAAGGAAAACAAAUAAUUGGAAAUUCCAGGACCCCUGUGAAAGCAGCUGAAUGUAUAUCUUUGUACAAACCUAUUUUAGUUCCAAGGAUAUGGUAGUUACAAUAGAUGUGAAAGAUAAGAUAACCUUUUUUAUAAAUCUUUUGUAUUAGAACAUUAACAAUGGUAAUUUUGUAUAUAUGAGAAGCUAGGCUUUCUGAAUAGCAGAAAGGUCAAACAUUCCUACAUUUUUUUUAAAUGUAUGUUUGUCAAAUUAUUACAUAAACAUGCGCAAUGUUAUGUGCCUUUUAUUUGGGUUGUCUAAAUAAAAGAAAACUAUCAAA